Diaporthe amygdali is the source of this 1542-nucleotide messenger RNA. RefSeq names its product mob1 family protein. The transcript has a single exon. Bases 1 to 1542 code for a protein of 513 amino acids. Gene Ontology annotation, cellular component: cytoplasm. The record is from RefSeq and is a predicted model, not a curated record. NCBI's taxonomy places the organism in Eukaryota, Fungi, Ascomycota, Sordariomycetes, Diaporthales, Diaporthaceae.
AUGGCUACCAUGUCACCCCGUCUCCCAAGCCCGCCUCCGCCGGCCGAGAUCCAGAUUGGACCGAAGUCUCCAGGCUUGCCCGCAGAUCAAGAGUCGCAGCAGAUGGAGCAGACAAUCAUCAACGCCAACUCGAGAAGGCGCAUACAUCCCGGGACCAAGAGCGCCGACAUGGCCGCCGGCCCACCACUUGUGCCAUUGAACGAGCUCGAUUCCGCGUUCCAACUCCAAGAACAUCUUGCCGCCCUCCAUUACUACCACACCGCAAACAACACGCGACCCAUCACCCGAGACAUCGCCACCCUCUUGGCGACUCCCCCACCGUCGACUGAGAAGACCUUGUGGCUCUACGAGCUGUGUCGAUUCCUCGUCGCACAAUGCAACAGCCUGAUCGUGGGCUUCUUGUUCGACACACCUCCCUGCAGCUUCAACACGUGUCCGGAGAUGCGCGCUUCGGAAUGGCAGUUCCUUUGCGCCGUGCAUGAGCAACCUAAGUCGUGCUGCGCCAUAGAUUAUUGCUGCCACACCCUCGAUUGGGCUGCCAACGUCGUGACAAAUCCAAAAGUCUUUCCCUCACGCUUUGUGGCCUUGUCAGGUGGAGACGGGAGUGGGCAUGACAAGAACACCGCGGUCAAGAACCUUGUCAACGUGUUCCGACGUCUGCAUCGAAUCUUUGCUCACGCAUGGUUCCAGCACAGGGGCGUAUUCUGGUCUGUGGAGGGGCAAACGGGCUUAUAUGUGUUCUUCAAGACGGUCUGCGACAUGUUUGACACAUUACCGGCCGAGAACUACAAACUGCCCCCUGAGGCAGAAGGCCUGGAAAGUGCGGCGGCUGCUGCUGAGUCUACGGACAGAGGAACCAAAAAGGAGCAGUCACAGCUGCAAACACCUACGAUCCAGCAGCACUCUGAUGAGGACAAUUUCCUGCCAGCAGGAAGAACCAACACGCGACGGCACAUAAGAAGUAGCCCGUCGACGGGGAGCGCUGUGACGACAGUGAUGGAGGCUGAUGAGGACGAUGGCGCAGAUGUCACCGGCAGGCUCCGGGAAAUGCGCAUCUCGACACCAGAGACUGUGGUAGAAGAAUCCGAAGUGACUGAGGUACCUGUCAUUGUCGAGCAUGGCAUGAUGGAGGAGCUAAAUGAGAAGGCUGUGGAGGAGGAAGGAACUCUAGCGUCCCAUGAUGAAACCAAGGCUGACGCGGAGCGCAGCUCCUCUGAAGCUACAUCACAGGCCGAUGAGGCUUCAGAGCCCGCGAAGGAAGAAGAGGCACCAAGCCAUACAGAGGACGCAGCGUCCGCGGAUGCUGGCGCUCAACAUCAUGGUCAAGGUGAGGGGGAGACAAAGGAUGGCGCGGCCGAAGAAUCGAAGGAAGGCAAUACUGAGGACGCAGGCGAGCUCGCAACAACCACCACACAAGACUUUGCCGUGGAGCAACCUGCGGAGCAGGAUCAUGAGCCAUCCCCGACCAAGACUGAGGAGGAUGCUUCAAAGCAGGCGAUCGACAGCGAGGCCGACAAAGCUGAUGAGAGCAAGGAUUCGUAG